AUGAAAGCAGCCCUCCAUUGGUUUUGGUAGCCGGAGGGGGAAGUGGGUUGUGCUGGUGGAUUAUCUAAACAGGGGACUCUCUCACCCAUGUACACUCACAGCGUGCUUUAAAAUGCAAAACACUAAACAUGAAGCCAACUCGACAGAUGUAAAACCCACUAAAUUACAGAUGCUGGAUUUAGGCGACCGUCUCAAAUAAAAGGUAAGGUUGUUUUCCAUGUUUGAACUUAGCCAAAUGCUUUAGCCGAGCUCACAUCUGGUUCAGCUGGCGAUGUCAUCCACUGCAUCCCCUGCAGAGGCUUACAACAUCGGCAUAGGAGGUCAGGGAGAGCCGGGGGUCUCCUCACUAAAGUGUAUUAAUGUUUGAAAACGCUUAAACCUAGAUUUCUGCCGCUCAAUUGUCAUACAAGCUGCAUAUGUAGCUCGACGCCAUAGUUAUUUUGGGUCUCCUCGGUGAUGUGAGCCGCCGUCGAUAAUGCCGAAUCACGACCCAACUGCUAAUUUAGGUUACACGUAAAUAAAAAGUUGACAUUUGAAGGACUUAACUAAUGCAUUUGACAUAAACCGUAUGGUUGUAGAAUCUUGAUUAUCUUAUAUUUGUUCAGUAGGGAAUGAUUUAAAGUCGUCGUACUGAUACUCUGCAUCAACACAAACUAACUACACGUUAUCACACUUGUCAACCAACGACCAACUAAAUGUACAAACAAGUCAACGCAAAUUAUCAGUGCUAAGAGUUUAUUAACCGACUGAUGGGUCAUAUUAAAGUCUAACUCAACGUUUUAACAUAAUUCUGUGUAACUGAACCAUAGUUAAACAUUGUUUUAUUCACCUUCAUGUAUCACUUUAUUUUUUCAUUUCUAUGCUUAACAUAUGCUACAGGUAACAGAAUCUACAUAAGGUAUUUUUUCUAUAACUUUUCUGUUGGUGUUUCCUUUUUAACCAACCAGUUUAAAUGUCUGCUUUCUUCAAUUUGACUGAAGUCUCUGUCACUUAGCUUCUGUUUUAAUGUCCCCAACUGUUUCUUGCUGUCUCUUACUGUUGACUGUUAACCACCAAUCCAAAGUCAUGUACACUUCCAAUAGAUUAAAAAUGAUAUUAAAGGUAUCCUCCAUGUUGUCUGUAGAAUAAUGCAGUUUAAUGCUGCUCUUGGAAUACAUAUCAGUCAUGUGAUGGAAUCUAUAGCAUGACCAAGAUACAUAUAUAAUCUAGAUACAGAGUAAUUGCUGUAAUUUUGGUUGUGUUUUCAGAGUACUUAAAUUAAAGGAUUAUAAUACGUUAUAUUAUGUGUUGUUAUUGUUAUAAAAAGGGCCCACUUUAUAAAAUUAGAUUACUUUGCUAUAUUGAAGCAAAAACAUUGUUACCUUGGUAACUCAGCCCCUAUUGAUUGAUGUCCUUCAGGUAAUGGAUUCCAGCCUUUCUUGUUACAUCCUUGCCAUCCUGAUUGGCUGUGUCCAGUACUCCUUUUCCACAAGACACAAUGACACCCAUCUCUAUGAGUACUGUGUGCUGGGAGCCGGGCCUGCUGGGCUGCAGAUGGGUUAUUUCCUCAACAAGGCGAAAAGAGACUACAUCAUCCUGGAGAGGAACUCUGGGCCGGGCAGCUUCUUUAACAAGUAAAAAACUUUUUGGCAAAGACUGAAAUGUUUACAUGUUCUGGUAUAAUUUCCCCAUUUUUUAAUGUUGUCUGUUGCCUUAUAUUUGUCAGGGAUGGGUACGAUAUGCAUAGACAAAUGUGGAAACUAGGAGCAGCUAUCUAAUGCAAGUGUCUUUGUGUUUAUUUGCAACCUUAGAAGAUUCAAACUCUAAAUUAAAAGGAUAAAACAUAAAAAGUUAAAUGAAGAUGUGAUUAAAUACACAUAUAGUACACAUGGAAUCAGACGUGAGUGCAGGUUUGCAGCUGUUUAAACCUGGUAUUUGUACCUCUUUGGCAUCUCUAUCAGCAAACCCUGGAAAAUGCAAGAUGGAAAUUUCACUGAUUUCAUCCUCCUGACAGAUAUGUUUUCUUUUCUGCUCUUGGCAAGAUACCCCAGGCACAGGAAGCUCAUCAGCAUCAACAAGAUCCACACAGGAAGGCAGAACCGCGAGUUCAACUUUCGCCACGAUUGGAACUCACUGCUGAGCGAUAAACCGGACCUCCUUUUUAAGAGCGUCAGCGAGGACUUUUACCCUCCUGCCGAUGCUUUCCCAGUUUACCUGUCCAUGUUCGAGAAGGAGUUGGGGCUGAAGGUUCGGUAUGGAGUGGAUGUGGGAAGGAUAAGGGCAGUGCUGUCACCCUCUGGAAGGAGAUACAUCCUAACUGAUCAGCGUGAAACACACUACACAUGCAGGUAUUUGUUGUCACAUAAAACCCAAUUUCACUGUCAUUUUGAUUUUAUAUUUCAUCAGGUGGUUUUUCUGUCUUCUUUUUUAGCGCCCUCCUGGUAGCCACUGGUUUAUGGGUCCCUCAAAAGGUGGAGUUCGUUGGUGCUGACCUGGUUGAAGGCUAUGAGUCCAUCUCAACUAAUCCAGAAGACUACAGGAACCAGGCUGUUCUUAUCCUGGGCAAGGGGAACUCUGCUUUUGAAACAGCUCAGAGCAUCUUGGGAAGCGCGAGUCGGGUGCACAUGCUCAGUUCAAGUCCUGUUCGACUGGCCUGGCAGACACACUAUGUUGGAGACCUCAGGUAGUUUUUGACCUCUGAUGUCUAUUGAUAGUUCCUAACAUUUGUUACAUCAGUAGAAUCACAGUUGGCAGGACUCAACUGGAUAACACUCUGGAGUGUGGUAAAAACAGGCUGUACUCGUCAAAAAGGUUAUUUAUGGAAGCAAACAGGCAAACAAACCCCUCAGGGAAAGGCAAGGUCAGAGUCUGAACGACAACAACAUAGAUCAAAACCAUAAAUAACACACUAAAGAACUGGAGCUUGGACUUGAGGGGAAGACACUGACACUCAGACAAUCACACACAGGGGGGGAGAUAAGAAGGCAGGAUGUGGCGGAUCCUACACCAGAGGACAUGCAGACAACACAAAAAUAAAUCAGGAAAGAAACUACAAUAAGAAAGGGAUACUUAACCUGAAUACAGAGCUGGACAUAAAGGCAGUACUAUCACCUGGGGACGUCUGAGUCUGAACAUUUUAACCCCUUAUGCAAGACUUUUAGUUGUUCUAUCAUUGUUCCAAAUUUCAAGCAAGCUGAUUGUUUUAUAUAUUUCUUGCAUCAGGGUGUGCAUUGAACAAAAACUGUUGUGCAUCAUCAGGACCAGAUGAAAAUGUCAUAGAAAUCUGUUUUAAGAGAAAAACAAGUUUAUUUAACCCUUCUGACAGUGUUACAAUUUCUGUCUUGUAGCACUUUGAUUGGUGCUCAGGCACUGAUGGACUGUGGGUUAAAAUGAACAGAAACGGAAACAACCUGGUCAAAGUUGCUGCUUGCUCUAGGAUUGAUUUAAUUAAAAAUCCAUUAAAUUUGCACUGUUUAAAAACAUUAUGAAAACACUACACGUGUGGAUGAAUUGCUGAAAUCUAUUUUGCUCUUGAGCCAUCAGUACUUGUAACCCUAGAUAAUGUUCUUGUGUUUUUCAGAGCUGUAAAUAAUGAGCUGCUGGAUACGUACCAGCUGAAGUCUCUGGAUGGGUUGGUGGAGGCACGCCUGGAGAAAAUCGUCAUUGCUCAACGAAAGGAGCAAAGCAGGAGAGGCUCCAGGAAGACAGAGAGAAAAAGAAAACUAUAUUUGACUUUAAACAAGUACUUACAAAACCAGGAGGAGAAGAACAGCUCUGAUGUGACUGGAGAAGAGCUGCCGGGGUUUCACAAUGAUAACUUCUCCAUGAGAAAGCCAUACGACCGCGUGAUCCGGUGUCUCGGGUUCAGAUUCAACUUCAGCAUCUUUGAUGGGUACAAAAACUCAGUGUGUAACAGGGAAGGGUUAUUUUAUUGUUCCCAUGCAACAGUUACCUGACCAAUCAACAUGGUUUAUUGGUGCUUCUCUCUCCAGAUCUGCCUGCCCACCAAACAGUGAAAAUGCAAAAGGGAGGUUGCCGGGGGUAACGGCCUGGUAUGAAGGGAAGAACACCCCUGGACUGUUUGUGCUGGGAACUGCUGCUCACUCCAGAGACUACAGACUGUCUGCUGGAGGCUUCAUCCAUGGUUUCAGAUACACAGGUAAAGUCAAAAGAUUCACAUUUGUUAAGGAGGUAAUGCUUCUUUUACAAAUUUGGCAUAAAAAUAUAAAAUCUGUAUGAGUGGGCCAGGAUUUACGUGUUACAGUUCAUGUUUGUUGUAUUUGCCAAAUCAAUCAGGUAUCAGCAGGCUUGUAAAGCACUUUGGUUCAACUGGGGUUGUUUGUGAAUGUACCAUAUAGAUAAACUUUACUUUAUCAUGAUAGUUUUUUAAUAUUCCAUCAAUCUUAAAACCUCUUAAUUUUUCUAGAAAUGAUUUUAAUAUUUGGGUGCAUACCUCUGAAGAAAACCAGAGUGAUGUCUCUGUAUAACCAGUUUUUUACAGUGAAACUGAGACUCAAAGGAAACAGAUGAAUAAGUGCUCAUCUGAGGGGUUAAAUCAAAACAUGAUGGUGUUGAUUUAUAGUCAGAAAGAGUCAUUUUCAUUUAGAUUUUCAUCAGUCAGUCUCUUCUCAAGUUGCAAUUUGGACUGUAAACAAGGCAGUAUAGAAAAGACAGUCUUAGUUGCCUGAAAAUAGUUGACAUAUACAAUUGUGCAUUAAAAAACAUGGUAUCGACUCAUUAUUAAAGUGAUACUGCAACAAAAUGUGAUUUUCUGACAGUGCGAGCUGUUCAUCGUGUUCUGGAGCAGCGCUAUCAUGGUAAGCUGUGGCCGUCCUCCAGCCUGUUGAUGACUCAGCUGCAGACGUGGAUUCUGAAGCGGGUUGGUGAGGCGUCUGGACCAUAUCAGAUGUUUGAGGUGCUUGGGGACGUCAUACUUCUCAGAGGGUGAGUAAAAGUCCAGUAUGGGCUCAUUUAUAACGGGGUUUUGUCUCGCCCUGUCAGGGUUCUAUUUGGCAUAACCAUGGCAGACCCAUACAUCUUCCCGUCAUUUCCAGCUACUGACAUAAAUCCAGCAACACUUGGCUAAAAUAAAAUCGUGAUUUUCUGUUGCUGUGAAUUGAAUAACACUUUUUAAAAUUGAAGUUCUAACACUACAGUUAUUCUUUUCCUGCUCUUUAAACUUGGGUUAAUUCCUCUCUUCAGCUCUCACUGUGAAUACCUGGAGGAGUUUCCUCUUCAAGCUCUGCCUCAGUUCUCGUCUCUCUCGGGCCACGAGGUGUCUGAACAUGGACUGAUUGUUGUUCUCAUGCAGUACGGGAAGAAGAAGAUAGACUAUCUAGGGCGGAGCAGAGCAGAAACAGACUGGACCAAAGCUUGGAAGUCCAACUUUCUGCACCCUGUUUUAUACUAUUAUGACAAGCUUCCUACAGGUGAGUAUAAACACUGCUGCCAUCAAAGAGAGCUUUUUAGACAGGGACUCACUGUUGAACAUUUACUGCAUAUUAAUAAUGGAGAGUGGGCCUCCACCUCCUACUUAGCGAAGUAAGACAAUACUUUUUAUUUUGCAACCAGGUCCUGAAUGUCAGUUCACAUCUGCUUUUUCUCUUCAGAGGGCGAUAUGAAGCUCAGACCUAAUGGCUGGCCUUUACCCAGACCCAGAGCGGUCCAUCACAUGGUUGAGGACUUCCUCACAGAGUGGGAUGGUCCCAUGUCUCAUAUCCAACCACUGAGACGCUUCCUGGAACACUGUGUCCAAACAGACCUCCGAGCUUUCUAUGCAGGUAAAACUGAAGGUCCUGGACCAUUUCUAGUUUGCUAGUGUCCUGGUUUCCACUUUCCUCAAAAUGUCGGGUGUGCUGAUGUAAGAACACAGCAGGAAAAAGUCUGUAAAAUUUGCUGUGAAAACUGAAAGAAUAAGUGAAGACUGCUUCCCAUACAGGACUUUAUAAUGAUGAACAGAUGGUAAAAUAUCAGUGGCAGUUAGCUCUACUCACUCCCACGUUUCCUCUUGUCUUUUAGAAUCAUGUUUCCGCUUCUCCCUUACCCACCGCACGCCACCACUCUUCUGCCAGCAUGGAUACUUGAAGGAGCAGGGUGUCCCUCAGGACCGUCAGCUGUGGCAGCAUGUUCAUCCUGAUAGUUUGACGCCCACUAGGACAGACGCAGGCACGUCUGGGUACAAUCCUGCGUUACCAAACUACCUGUCACGAGCUGGAGCCUCUGUGUCUUCAGGACUGAACCUUGACCUCUGAAUGUGUCACUCGUGCCUGUUUGAGCUGUUGUGCUGUUUAAUCCGUCAGACAUACUACCUCCAUUACCCUUUAAGUUCCCUCCAUGAGGCCAAACAUGUCUGACAGCAUGCCGUCCCUCAGAUCCCUAGUUUCCAACAGUUUGGGCGUGUAAAGCAGUUUCUACUUACAAAGGUCAAAGCGAGAUUGUUUUAACCAAAGAGAGGUUUUAAAACAUUUAAGGGUCCAGAGUUAUAAAGUUAUCCAGUAACUGGAGGAAAAAGUAUGAAAAUUAAGUAUAGAUUUGUGUCUUUACUCUUUUUGUAACCAUCUCAGAAAAACUUUUGCUCGUCACUGGAAUUGCACUUUGUCUUGGAAAAGCUCCCUUAUUUUUAUGCUACACAAAUAAUAUACAUAUAUGUGCAUCAUAUGUCAUUUUCAUAUCAUGUAAAUUUAGAUUAUAUGAAACUAUAUUGGUGGAGGGUUUUAUUAUGAAAAUAUUGUAUUUUACAUGAACAAUGGUACCAAAAUAAAAACAGUUUAAACUGUGAAUACAGUUGUCAAAUCCUUAUUUCACCCAGGGCACCAGAAUGGCUGGAGCUGGCCUUGAGCCAAGUCCAGUGACAGUUGCAGGAUAUAGAGUACACAUAGACAUACAUAUAGGCCUAGAGCUGUGGUUCUCAAUUGGUCUCACUCUGGGACCCACAUUUUCCCAUGGUCCUCAAGUCACAACCCACUUUUAUAGAAUUCAAACCCAGCAAAUUUAUUUUUUAUAAAAAAACUUUUAAAGACUCUAAUCUUUAACAAUAAUCUACUUGCUUGAUUGAGUAAAGUGCAUUUCAGAGCAAAUGAAUGGGACAAUAUGAGGAAAACAACUCCUGAAGUUUCAUACACAGAAAAUAUCAAAUAUCUAAUAAAUAUUGCAUUAAGUAUUUACUUUUUUGACCAGCUGUUCAUGACCCAUACAGAACGUGACUGCAACCCACUUAUGGGACAGGACCCACCAGUUGAGAACUACUGGCUUAGAGAUGUGCAUCAGAUAUGGACAGAAUUUGUAGUUUGUAAUGGUGAAUGUUGUACAAUGUACGUUGGAGCACAUUUGCAGCAAACACACAACUUUGUUUGAUGAAUACAACAAUCGUCAAUUACAUUGCAUCACGCAUCAUCCAAGUAGUUUGUACUCAAAAUCACGUGGCCCGUACGGGGAUCGAACCCGCGACCUU
Xyrichtys novacula (pearly razorfish) is the source of this 7429-nucleotide messenger RNA. The record is from the annotation of a GenBank genome assembly. Lineage: Eukaryota; Metazoa; Chordata; Actinopteri; Labriformes; Labridae.